Messenger RNA from Ctenopharyngodon idella (grass carp), 2667 nucleotides. RefSeq names its product MAPK activated protein kinase 2a (gene mapkapk2a). The transcript has 10 exons. Gene Ontology annotation, molecular function: calcium-dependent protein serine/threonine kinase activity; calcium/calmodulin-dependent protein kinase activity; calmodulin binding. Gene Ontology annotation, biological process: peptidyl-serine phosphorylation; vascular endothelial growth factor receptor signaling pathway; response to cytokine. The record is from RefSeq and is a predicted model, not a curated record. The coding region runs from base 454 to 1602 and encodes 382 amino acids. Gene Ontology annotation, cellular component: nucleus; cytoplasm. Lineage: Eukaryota; Metazoa; Chordata; Actinopteri; Cypriniformes; Xenocyprididae.
UCCGUGACGUCAGAGCAGUAAGACGCUGGCCGAAAGUCGCGAAAGGCCACUGCGCUUCUCGCAGAAGACUAGUGUUAGAGCGCAUGUCCCCACUUUUUAACUCAAUAUUUGUUUUUUUAAUUCGCUCGGUGGCUCUUUCAAAUAGCCUGUGACAUUUCCAAGCCGUUUAACCUUGAAGUGAGUUUAUGUAAGUCGCCUUUUAACUCUCUGAGCCCUGAAUUGGUGGGUUGACCCUCGACAUGGGUAUUAGCUAGCUUAGCUAACUAGUCACCAAGAAACCGAAUAACGGCGAGUCAGAGGGUUUGUGUCACAGUUUUAUCGCUUUUAAAUAUAGUUUAUGUUCCUGGAGUCGAGCUCUCUGAGGCAAAUCUUCGCCUUGGGUGUUGCCGAAGAAGGACUGAAGUUCGGGAGAAGUAGCUAGUUGUUUAAGCAAAGGAAGAAAAGAGGUGGGAGAUGUUGACUAACGCCAACAGUCCGCCGAAGUUUCCAAACCAGCAACAGCAGCAACAACAGAAUCCAGCCCAAUUCGUGUUGGGAAAAGCCUCACUUCAGAUCAAGAAAAAUGCCAUAAUCGACGAAUACAAGGUCACUAGUCAAGUACUGGGACUGGGCAUCAAUGGCAGGGUACUGGAGAUCUUUCACAAGAGGAGUGGGGAAAAGUAUGCUUUAAAGAUGCUUCAUGAUUGUCCCAAAGCUAGAAGAGAGGUGGAAAUGCACUGGCGGGCUUCCUCCUGUACCCACAUCGUCAGAAUUGUUGACGUCUAUGAAAAUCUCUACCAAAACAGGAAGUGCCUUCUUAUUGUAAUGGAGUGCAUGGAUGGAGGUGAGCUGUUCAGUCGGAUUCAGGACAGAGGGGACCAGGCAUUCACUGAGAGAGAGGCUUCUGAUAUCAUGAAGAGUAUAGGAGAGGCCAUUCAGUAUUUACAUGCGAUAAACAUCGCACACCGAGAUGUCAAGCCAGAGAACCUCUUAUAUACCUCUAAAAGGCCCAAUGCCCUUCUCAAACUGACAGACUUUGGAUUUGCAAAAGAGACAACCACACACAACUCUCUGGCAACCCCUUGCUAUACUCCUUAUUAUGUUGCCCCAGAGGUUCUUGGUCCAGAAAAGUAUGACAAGUCCUGUGACAUGUGGUCUUUGGGUGUCAUCAUGUAUAUUCUGCUCUGCGGUUACCCACCUUUCUAUUCCAACCAUGGACUGGCUAUAUCCCCUGGUAUGAAGAAACGAAUUCGUAUGGGACAGUACGAGUUUCCAAAUCCUGAGUGGUCGGAUGUCUCAGAGGAAGCUAAACAGCUUAUCAGAACAUUACUGAAAACUGAGCCAACACAGAGGAUGACCAUCACAGAGUUCAUGAACCACCCCUGGAUCAAUCAAUCAAUGGAGGUACCGCAGACACCCCUACACACCAGCCGUGUUCUGAAAGAAGAGAAAGACACAUGGGAGGAUGUCAAGGAGGAAAUGACUAGUGCCUUGGCAACAAUGAGAGUCGACUAUGAGCAAGUCAAAAUCAAGACGAUUGAAGACUCGUCCAAUCCGCUGCUGAUGAAGAGGAGAAAGAAAGCCAACAAUAUGGCUCCUGAAAAUGAGACGCCUGCUUGCUAAGGACACGUUCACUCUGUCGCACAUGCACACACAUUUUACACUCGAAUAUUAGUUGGAUUUAAGGAAGCAAUAACUCAAAAAAUGUUUUUUUUUUUUUUUUUUUUAUUAAAUAUCUUUUUAAUCACUCAACAUCUGUAACUAAUAUACCACUUUGCUACCAAAAGAGAGGGGCUGUACAAUUAUGAUACAAGACAUUACAUUUUGGAGGUGUGAUGCAGUCGACAUCCACCAAUUUGCUCCUUAAAGUGUUCACGAGUACUGUUUUUCACAUGGUGUUUAUUGGGGUAAUCAGAUCAAUCUUUUGGCUUUUAUUUUUCCUUUUUCUCUCAUUUUUAAAUCAAAAGCCAUUGGUACAUGAGUUCAUGAGUUGUACACGCAUUUACCACUGUUUGUUUUAAUGAUGUUCCAUUCUGAGUUACGGGAUGGCCUGUAAAAUAAUUUGCCCUGUAAUAGGAUGAUUGUUCAGUUUCCUUUGUUCUGCUCAUGUUCUGAGGAGCCUAUGCAUAAUGCUAGCUUUCCUGUUUGUUCUUCAUUACAUUUGUCAUUCAUUUCUGCACUUGAAUGCUCUUUUACAGUAAGACUAGUUCCAAGAGAUGCUGUCAGUACUGGUGUCCAGAUGAAAAUGUAUUUCUGAAAUGACUCUUUGAAUGUAGACACACUCUGUUCUUUACUGUGAAAAUGUCUGUCAGUAUUGUUCAGGGUCCUGUCAAAGUAAAAGAUCUUUUUUGAGCUUUAGAUCCAAUUAGCCUUAUGUUGGUCAUCAGAUUGAGUGGAAAAAUUCAUAUUGCUCUGCUUUCACAUUGAUAUUUGAUCAAGCUUAUCAUGGUAAGCCAGUCCAGCACAUUUUUUUUUUUUUUUUUUUUUCUCAGCCCUCUGCUUAAUCCAUGCUCGGCAAUAUGCUUAUUGCACACUGCUUUGAUUUGCCUUGAAUCGAUUCUAUGCAUAUUUGUUUCCAGCUAGUUUAUCCUCAGAGAUUUGUAAAGUUAACUUGUACUCUGGCAUUUUAUUUCAAAAAUACCUAUUAAAAUAAUCAGUAGACAUAGUCUACUGGUUUUUAACCCACCA